UGCUCUAAUUCGCGUCGAUUCGCGGGUUUGAAGCGGAAAAAGAGUGAUUUUUUUCUCUUUUUUUUUUUGAGAAAAAAAAAAAAGCGCCAUUUUUCUUUUCAGCGGAGUUGGGGGGGGGCAACGACAAAACUAGAGAUUUUUGUGUUUUUCCUGGAAGUGGCGAUUUUGGAGCGACGUUUUCGGGGUGAGGGGGGAAACCUCCCGGGCGCCUGACGGAGGGUGUUUUGUGCCGCUCGCGGCUGAUUUUCGGCUGUCAAUAACGCGUUUUUUUUUUUUUCUUGACGGGAAAAAAAAUGAAAACCCAACGCUAAAUUUCUGCAAAAAGUAGAAAAAAAAUUACCAAAUUUCUGAUAAUUCUCCUUCCCCUUUAUUUUUUUUAGUUUUUGGGGUUUGUUUUUUUUUUUUUUUGCAUUUAUUUGCACUUUUCGCGUUCAGACUUUGACCUUGCCGAGGGCUGGCGCGUCCCCAAGCCGCGCUGGAAAACACCGCUACGGUCUAGAAUUGACCCAAAAAGGACUGAAAACGCCUCAAAAAAAGAAGGGAUUUUUUUGUCCAAGCGGGAGGUGAGCAUCCGGAGGUGGCCGGCGGGAUGCCGACACGCGAGUUUUUCCUGGCCGUCGCCCUCCUCUUCCUCUCUGGAGGAAGCAACGGAGAUGCCGGAAGGUCGGUGGUGGGAGCGAGACCCCCGCAGCCCCCGGCCGGUGGCUGGAGCCUUCUCCGGAGGAAGCGGGACGAGGAGCCACCUUCAUACCUGAAGUGGGUGACUUUUGAAGGCCAACUGCCCACCGACGCCGUCUCCAACUGGAACGACUACGCCAAGAGGUUGGAGUAUGUCUGCUCCACGGAGAAGCCCAGUUGCCACACCGGUGCCUACGUCCCCGCCCGAGGUCCCUUCUGCUUCUUCCCCUUAGGAUCGUGGGAGCGGAGCACCAACGACUUCAAGGUGUUGGUCAACGCGGGAGGCUUCGAGGCGCUGGAUUGGGUGGACGAAUCCUUUGGCAGCGUGCCCGAAAACGCCGUGGAGGGUUGCCCGUCCGUUGACGUCUUUGUUGGGAGGAACCGCUAUGGCUUGGGCAAGGUCUUGAAAGGGCAGAGGGCUCUCUUCGUGGUGGUGGAUGGGGAGGAAAUUUGGUACAAGUGGUAUCAAGUCUUGGUGGUGAAGAAGGGCCCAGCGAACGUUACCAUCUCCGACGUCCACUACAACAUGAGCAGAGCGGUGGAGCACAGGGAGGACGUCACCCUCAUGAAGACCACAGUGAAGAACGAGGGUUGCCAAGGGGUGUGGAAAACCGUCACCUUGGAGGAGGCCACCGAGAUAGAGCACGACUGGAACAUGGACCAGAGGGUCUUCACCACCAUCCGUGGGGUGCUGCAAGCCGCCCUCUUGGUCUUCAAUGAGACAGGCUGGGCGGUCACCAACGUCACCAGCAUCUUCUGGGUGGGGGGAGCCAGCAUCAGCAAGUACGUUGACCAUACCCACGUGGUGGAGAAGGAGGUUCAGCCCCAGACGGCAUGCACCGUGGCCCUGGAGGGACGUCAGCUGGACAUCCGCGUCCCCUUCACCGCACAGCUGACCCGUGGUUUUAGGGAUGGUCAACUCCACCAUGUGGCCAUGACGGGGUGGGCUCGCAGCCGGGCGGUGGUGGGUGUCCAGGCCAGCUUCAAGGAGUGCUGGCCCAUCACUGACGUCCCACCGUGCCGGCCAUAGGGGAUGGUGAGGUGGAUCUGCUUCCUGCAAUCUGCUUUUUCUCUUUUUUUUUUCCCCAAAAUAACAACCCUCUCACCCCAAAAUGGGAUGGCAGCAACUCAGAAUGCAGAAAAAUGUUGGUUUGGGUUUUUUUUGCCUUCCAUAUUUUUUGUUCUCUUGGCAUAACCUUCAUCCCUCGCCAAGACGACGUCGCAGCAACGCAGAAUGCAGAAAAAUGUGGGGUUUUUUCAUUCUUUUCCUCUUGUGUUUCAUGAAAAAAAGCUUCUAGAGCAAAAAAAAAUCAGCUGUGUGGUUCGUUAGAAGGCUCCCAAAAAGUCAUUUUAUAAGCAAAGGGGUGAAGAAGGAGGAAAAAAAGCCAGAAUAAGGGGUGUAAAGGCAACCGCUCAUCUCAGGGUGACAGUGGAGGCCACGUCCUUGGAGGACGCUCAUGGAGAUGGCACCAUCUCAUGGUGACAGUGAAGGUCUCCUCCAUGGAGAAGGCUCAUGGAGGUGGCACCAUCUCAUGGUGAUGGUGGAGGCCACAUCCUUGGGAGAACGCUCAUGGAGGUGGCACCAUCUCAUGGUGAUGGUGGAGGCCACAUCCUUGGGAGAACGCUCAUGGAGGUGGCACCAUCUCAUGGUGAUGGUGGAGGCCACAUCCUUGGGAGAACGCUCAUGGAGGUGGCACCAUCUCAUGGUGACAGUGAAGGUCUCCUCCAUGGAGAAGGCUCAUGGAGGUGGCACCAUCUCAUGGUGGGGUGGAGGCCACAUCCUUGGGAGAACGCUCAUGGAGGUGGCACCAUCUCAUGGUGACGGUGGAGGCUGCGUCCUUGGAGGAGGCUCAUGGAGGUGGCACCAUCUCAUGGUGAUGGUGGCCCAAAGCCUCCACCUCCCUCCCUCCCCCUCCCCUGCCCCCAAGGCCGGAGUGACAGCGGAGCCGACCAACAGGGGCGUGGGGUGGGGGGUGGGGAAUGUGCGUUCCA
This is a messenger RNA of Chroicocephalus ridibundus (black-headed gull), 2670 nucleotides long. Its product is annotated as natterin-3-like. Lineage: Eukaryota; Metazoa; Chordata; Aves; Charadriiformes; Laridae. The transcript has 4 exons. The record is from RefSeq and is a predicted model, not a curated record. Bases 590 to 1708 code for a protein of 372 amino acids.